Messenger RNA from Paralichthys olivaceus (Japanese flounder), 1562 nucleotides. Lineage: Eukaryota; Metazoa; Chordata; Actinopteri; Pleuronectiformes; Paralichthyidae. The record is from RefSeq and is a predicted model, not a curated record.
GAGAAUACGAAUGUAGGUUGAAAGAAGGAAGCAUCUUCAGACAGAAAUCCAACAAAGUUUUCUCUUAUAAGGAAACACCUUUAGUCCAAGUAAUGCCAUUGAAACAAAAGGUCCAGUGUGAGGUGGGAAAGGAUGUGUUACUGAGGUGCUCUGUCAACAGCCCCUACAAGGUUGAGUUUAAAGAUCAAUCCAUUGUCUUCUUAUGUGACGGAGGCAGUGAGUUUGGUGUUGGAAAUCUUGAUGAACGGGCUGAASUUUCUUGUGRUYCARAUGAGGUGGGGRAAAGGAUAGCGGAGUGUCAGAGCAAUGGAACCUGGAAAGUUGUAGAAGAAAACUGCGUCCUAAAGCUAAUUCAGGAUCUGCUUGACCAGUCUCAGUUAGUGUUGACUAACAGUUUACUGACAGCAUUCCUGAAAAAACUCCGCAAUGUCACUUUCGAGUUCAGGAACAAAGUGGUUGAAUCAUCUCCCAACAUCAAUGCCACUGUUGAAAUACUCAACAAUGUAGCAAACAUUACAUCAUCUUCAAAUAUCUUGAUAAAUGAAACUSAAAUAGAGGAUAUCCUAUUCACUUCAGGUGUCCUCACYGAAGAUGAGUCAAAGCAACAAUGGGAUUUUCUAAACACCAAAUCCACUGCAAAGAGCUUAGUAACAAAUCGUAACGUCCCAAAAGCUAAAUCUGCCAGCUCAAUAUUUUUGCUUUCCCUUGAGAGAAUAACUACUAACCUUAACAAUAACUCUUUUGAGAUUGCAACACCUUUUAUUAUCUUGAACAAAACCACAUUCACAGACAACUUCAGUGGUGACUUUAAUUCUUCUGUGGAGAUAGACAUACCAGAGGCUAAUGGRAGAAAUAAGUCUAUCACUGUGAUGACAUUUUCCUCAAUGGAUAACGUGCUCCCACCAAGAGACAAAGUCAAUUCAACCCUCAAAGUCAUYAAUGGGAAGGUCACGCUUGUCCAGUCCAGCGGCACCGUCAAUAAUAUUUCCUUUGCCUUUGAUAUCAUAAACGAUACUCUGGGGAACCCACAGUGUGUUUUCUGGAACUUCAGCCUCUUCGAUGGCCUGGGAGGAUGGGACGACAAGGGCUGCAAGUUGACAUUCAACRUUAACAACACCGUCACCUGCACAUGCAACCAUCUGACCUCRUUCUCCAUCCUUAUGUCACCMUUUGYUCCUGAUUYCCCUGUGUUGGAUUAUAUAACCUAUGCUGGAGUUGUCAUAUCCAUGGUCUCCUUGGUUAUAUGUCUCAUCAUUGAAGCUGUCAUAUGGAGAAAAAUUCGAAAGAGCAACACCUCCUACUUGCGUCAUGUGUCCAUUGUUAACAUUGCCUUGUCCCUCCUGAUCGCAAACAUUUGGUUUAUUAUUGCAGCAGCCAUCUCAGACGCGGACGUGAAAAACAAACCAGCAUGCAUUGCGGCCACCUUUUUCAUCCAUCUUUUCUACCUAGCGCUGUUUUUCUGGAUGUUAGCCUCAGCUCUGCUUUUGCUCUACCGCACAGUCAGUGUGUUCGGUGGGGAUUUGUCUAAUUACCCAGGACRGGUUGUAGAUUGUCCCACUUAA